Molecule: messenger RNA, 675 nt
Organism: Lactuca virosa
Lineage: Eukaryota; Viridiplantae; Streptophyta; Magnoliopsida; Asterales; Asteraceae
Source: the annotation of a GenBank genome assembly
ACAAACUCUUAGAGUCAUCUUAUCUUCUAAUUGAAAAUUCAUAAUACAAGAUGAUGAAAGCCGAGCAACUCGAAGUAGGAGGAGCUACAUCUAAGGUCUCAACCCGAGUUGGGUCAAACAAAGGGAUUUCUGCAAUGGACCUCGUUCUACGCAUUGUUGGUGUCGUGGGUACUUUAGGUAGUUCGAUUGCCAUGGGAACCACAGAACAAACUUUACCCUUUUUCACACGUUUUGUUCGUUUCAAUGCUCAAUAUGAUGAUUUUCCAUCUUUCAGGUUGUUUGUGAUCGUGAAUGCAAUAGUAUGCGCCUAUUUUGUCCUCACAAUUCCGUUGUCCAUCGUUCACGUCAUGAGGAGUGCGGCAAGAGGCAGUAGAAUUCUUUUGGUAAUUCUUGACACGGUGAUGUUGGCUCUUUUAACGGCCGGAGCAUCUACGGCAACAUCAAUUGUGUAUUUGGCUCAUAAUGGUAACAACUCUGCAAACUGGCUGCCAGUCUGUCAACAGUUUAACGACUUCUGUCAACGGGCAUCGGGAUCACUAAUUGGAUCGUUUGGCGGGAUAGUUGUGUUUAUACUAUUAAUCUUGCUUGCCGCCAUAGCAUUAUCCCGACAAAGGAAGCACUCGCUUUGAUUUGAGUUUAAAAACGAUUGUGAUUUUUUCUAUGUUUUUCCUUGAU